Messenger RNA from Lolium perenne, 1044 nucleotides. NCBI's taxonomy places the organism in Eukaryota, Viridiplantae, Streptophyta, Magnoliopsida, Poales, Poaceae. The record is from RefSeq and is a predicted model, not a curated record.
AUGCAGAAUGCUCAGGGUGUGUUGGGUAAUGACAUGGCACAAAAUGAACCUCUAAGGUUGGAGUUCAAUGCCACGAUUGACCACAGCAUGACUGUCGAAGAGUUUGAAUCUAGGUGGGCAGAUAUGAUUUUGAAGUACAAUGUUGCAGAUAAUAAGCAUUUGCAAGACCUGUAUUACAUCAGAGCCUCUUUUGUUCUUGCAUAUUUCAAGGACAGGUUCUUCCCAUUUCUGCAAACUACAACACGCAGCGAAGGCUUUAAUGCGGUGCUAAAAAGAUACAUCAGCCUGCACAACAGUUUAUUACAUUUUUUUGAGCAGUACCUUAAGCUCCAGGAGAAAAUUGAUGUUGCAGAAGAUUCAAAUGAGUUCCAAGUGGAAGACAAAAUCCUAAGGUUGUGGGGCGAGUGGCCACUUGAAGAGCACGCCUUUAACGUUUACACAAGACCAAUAUACUUGCGUUUCCGGGCUGAAAUUCGUAAAGUAACAUCCUAUAAUGCCAACCAUUUAGAGGGGCAGUUGUUUGAUGUUGUACCAAUAGUAGGCUCUGUUUUCGGCUAUGGCAGAAGGAGUUACAGAGUGGUUGCUAAUGUGGAGGAUGAGAUAUGGACAAUGCCCCCAGAUGAUAUUUUGCCAGAAAAAGUUGAAUUACCAGGAGUGCCAUUAGACCGGAAGAUGUCAAACAAAGAAAGAAAGCUACUACGAUAUGGAACACUAUGCAAUGAUUGGACGGCAUAUGCUAAGGUUGCUGCUGAAUCAGAAAAAGGUAAAGCCUUGGCUGAUAAGUACAUGCGCGAGCUAGGUAAAGAAUUAUCUGCAGUGAAAAUUAUAGCAGCAGCAAAAAGAAAAGAGAAGAAGAAAUGUACCAAAAACCAAGAAGAUACAUACGGUGAUGCAAGCGUUGGUGAUGAUGGGCAGGGAAGCAGUUCAAAGUACCAGCAUGUUAGGGAUCCUAUAAUUACUACAACUAAAGGUCGUCCCGAGGAAAAGAGGAAGAAGUCAGACCUACAUUUCAAGCCGUCCAAGAAUGUGAAAUGCAAGAGUUGA